AAUCAAUAUUAUAUUGUUUUAUUUUGAUAAAAAUUGAAAUAAUCAGCUGAUGUGAAAAUAUUAUAACAAUACAACAUUAAAUUAUUGAUAUUACCUUAUUCCUAUAUUAGAAUUUGUAGUUAAAUUAAUUGAGCCACUAAAAUCACUGAACGGAUUUUAUCAAAUUUCUAUGAUCUAAAAUAUUGUUGUUUUUACAUAGUUUUAUAAACAUAUUAAUCAUUACUAAUUUAGUAUUUACACAUUAGUUUUAGUAUUUACUACAAGUACAUUACAGUAGGUGUAAGGUGCACAAGAUUUUAUGUAUUUUAAAUUUGUAUGUCACAACAUAAUCUAAAUUAUUUUUGUGCUACUUAAUUUUGAUUUAAUAUUAAUUGAAAUACUUGAUAAUAAUCUUAAUCUAUAUAGUAAUUUUGUUUGGAAUUAAUUAUAAUAUUUAAUUUUGAGUCAAAAUGAAUCCUUGUAUAAUUCCUGAGAUUCCCAUUGAUAUACAAGGAGACAACAGAUGGAUGAGCCAGCAUGAACGUCAUGUAUCUGAAGCGAAAGAACGUGAACCUGAUGUUAUUAUGAUUGGAGAUUCCAUUAUUCAGAAGUUACAAUCAAGUCCUAUAUGGAAUGAUUUAUUUGAACCUCUCCAUUGUUUAAAUUUUGGUAUUGGUGGUGAUCUUACCCAAGGAGUAUUAUGGAGAAUCCAAAGUGGGAUUCUUGAUAAUAUUAAACCUAAAGCGUGUGUUCUUCAUGUUGGUACAAACAAUUUUGGUAAUACUCCUGAUGAAAUAUCGGAAGGUAUUUUAACCAUUAUCAAAGAAAUCAAAUCCAAGCUUCCGGAAUGCUAUAUCAUCUUGUUGGAUUUAUUACCUCGUGGAGCAAGGCCAAAUCCUUUACGUGUUCGUAACUCUAAAGUCAAUGAAAUUAUGCAUGAAAAAGUAAAGUCAAUUUCUCGGUUAGAAGUAAUUACUGUCAAUACAGGUCUGUUACAAUCAGAUGAUACAUUGAGUGCUCAAGAUAUGCUUGAUUAUCUACAUCCAACUGAUACAUGUUAUCGUAAAAUAUUUGAACCUGUACAUGAAUUGCUCUUACAAAUUCUUGGAGAAGCCAAAGAUCUUGACAAGAAUUAAUUGGAACUCAAUAAAUAUGAUUUUAUAUUCGCACAAAGAAAGCAAAAGCAUUUUGUAUUGUGAUUCUUUAGUUUCAUAUUUUCUUGUUAUUUAUGAUUUUCAUCAUUUCAUGGGGCUUUGAUAUUUUCAAAUUUUGUUCCUAAUUUAAUUGUAUAGACUGUUUUUUUUUUUUGGGGGGGGGGGGUGGGAGGGAUUAUGAGAUGCAUUAAAUUUAUCAUAAGCUAUGAUCAUUAUAAAUAUAUUUCAAUAUUGCUUGAAGCUGAUACUAUUUUUUUUAUUUUAAAUUAAUUGGGGAGUUGGUAUAUUAGUAUUUUUUUUAAAAAAAAUCUAAUUUUGCAAGUUCUUUGUAUACAUUUAAAUAUAUAAAUAAAAAUUAGUAAUAUAUUUACUUUAAUACUUAUAUUAAUAAUAUAUUAUAAUACAAAUUUUGCUUAUUGAAUUUAAUGAUUUGUUAUGUAAACAUUUAUAUUAAUAAUUACAGCAAUUUUAUGUUCAUGCAUUGCACAAAUUGUAACUUUUUUUUUGGAUAAAUUUAUUUUCGUCGUAUAAUACAAUUAAAAACAAUUUAAUUCAUCUAAGAAAACAAA
Messenger RNA from Rhopalosiphum padi (bird cherry-oat aphid), 1702 nucleotides. Its product is annotated as platelet-activating factor acetylhydrolase IB subunit alpha2-like. The record is from RefSeq and is a predicted model, not a curated record. The transcript is spliced from 4 exons. Bases 450 to 1115 code for a protein of 221 amino acids. Lineage: Eukaryota; Metazoa; Arthropoda; Insecta; Hemiptera; Aphididae.